UUUUUAUCAUAGAGACAUAAGUAAUAUAUCAAAUGAAACUAUAGAAUGUCUUCUUUUUUUUGUGUACACUCACAAUCAAAAUAAAACUUUGUGCUUUUUAAAAAUAAAUAAAAUAUACAGGGUGUGCUGUCCUGCCAUCUCCGUCUCUGCAAACAUCAUUCUAAAACGUCACUAAAAGUAACUAAAAUAGACGGCUUAUACAUGCUACAUGGACAUGAGAGAUAUGUCUUUGCAAAGCUUUAAGUGUCUACUUUUAAACGAAACAAAUAAAUUCUAAAAAAAAUAUUCUCCCUUUAUGUAAUCAGUAUAAAAGUAAAGAGAGGUACUGUUUCUCCUGUCUUACCUAAUUAUCUUUAAUGUGUGCCCGCCCACGCGCAGAGCGCUCUAUUCAUAAGAUAAUAAGCUGAGGCGAUCUAUGCAAACUGUAAACGCCCCUAACAGCGUCUUAAAAAGCAUCAAGUUUCAUCAGAUUCAUUCGCUUUCCUGCGCGUUUGGAAGAUGGCACGCUACUCAGGUGAGCAGGCUCUUCAGAUGGUCCUGGACAGUGAGGAAGAGUUCACUUUUUCCUCGGAAGAAGAACACGACUCUGACGAUGAACGUCUGUAUUUUGAAGAGCGACUUGAUCCAGCUGAAGAUACAGUUUCUGAUGAAAAUGUGGAUCCAUCACUCUCGCAUUCACCUGCAAUUCUCACUAAGAGGGCACGCAGCAACACAGGCGAUAAUGAGAAAGAAAAUGUGGAUCCAUCACUCUCGCAUUCACCUGCAAUUCUCACUAAGAGGGCACGCAGCAACACAGGCGAUAAUGAGAAAGACUAUAGCCCUAAUGAGAGUGCUCCAAAACCCCUUGCAAAAAAGGCCAAGAAAAACAUUCAGACAAGCAACAGGCAUUCAGCUCUGUCAUGGAAAACAGAUAAUGACACUGACAUGGUUCCACAGACUCUGAGAUUCCUACCUGCACGGGAACCUGGACCACAGCUGCGUCCUGCUGAUGAACACACUCCUAAGAGUCUCUUCAAAAUGUUCAAAAUGCAAGGAAUAAUGCCACCGCUGGUCGUCGGAACUGCAUGCUUUGCAAAGUACAGCUUGGUAAAAGGCAAGACACACCUUGGAAAUGCCAGGCAUGUGACAUUUACUUGUGUCUUCAGUUGAAAAGCAACUGUUUUCAAAAAUGGCACACAGAUGUGUGACUGUUCAGAUUCUCUGUUCACCACCUCUCACUGACCAUUGGGCUGCAAAGAUUAUCUAUAUGUGAUCAAGCAGGUUAUGUAUAGGGUGUAAAAGUGGGCUUUUUUUAUAAACCUUACCUUUAUUUGCCUGUAUACACAAAAUGUGCCUUUGACCCUAGUUUAUAUGUGGAUUAUAUUGUUAACUUUAUUUUAAAUAAAAAAGAAAAAAACAAUGAUAUGUCUUGUCUUUGCAUUUUCUUAGUUGACUCAGUCACAUUCCUGACUGAAUGGCUCAUUAUGCGGCUCAUUAGGGGCAGGGUCUUAAUCUCCCCAGGUGUAAAUCACUUCAUUAUUCAUGAAGAGUCACACCUCUUCGCAUAUGGCCUACCUCAACAAAAAGUGUCUUAGAAAUUUAAAAUCAAUACAAUGUUUUAUGUGUCAGAGUAGGGAGGAUCAUUUCCACAUCAUUUUGAAGCAAAAACUCUACACUAAAAUAUACAAUUCUCA
Molecule: messenger RNA, 1673 nt
Organism: Megalobrama amblycephala (Wuchang bream)
Lineage: Eukaryota; Metazoa; Chordata; Actinopteri; Cypriniformes; Xenocyprididae
Exons: 4
Coding region: 499-1149 (216 amino acids)
Source: RefSeq, a predicted model, not a curated record